GUGGAAUCUCACCUACUUGUCAUUUUCGUAGAAUCCUGAGGCAUCCGAAGUUAUCAGAUGACCAAAAAGCACUCUAGCUUCGAAGAUCGCAGCCAUGAAAUCUCUGGCCUUUCAACGGACCAUUUUUAGGGCAAUGGAUUAAAAGGCUAAGAAUAGAAUAACACGAUAGAGUUUGGGGAACCCACCGUCUAAAGAUAAGGCCUCUUGAUUAACGGUCUGGAUCAGAACGUACGGUGGACCCUCACGUACUGAUGCGUCAGCACUUCAUAAUUCCUCCCUUUAUUAAUAAUAGUUCUUUAUUUUGCUUGUCUUUCUCGCUUCCCACCUCCCUCCCUCUCUCUCAGAAAUCUCGAGACAGAAGAAGACCAGAAAAUAAGGCGAUUUUCUAGGGUUUUCUUUUUACAUGCUUUGAGAUCUCCAAUCCUAUUUUCACGCAGAAGAGAAGCCUAAACACCUCAUGCCCAUGAUGAUAUCCCAACGCUCUUAAGUCAGGUCAGAAACAUCAAAAGGAGAUCAGUUUUUUUUGUUUUUUUGGGGGGUUUUAGGGAUGAAAGGAGGUAUACGUUUCAAUGGGUUGAGAGGUAAGCAGCUGUCGCUUACGCUCAUAGCUCUCAUUUGCACAACCAUCCUGCUUUGGGCAUGGCAGAAAACCCCACUCGUCACCAUUCUCCCACCUCAGAAUCGGCUCGAGAUCUUCUCUCCAGCAAUUCUUGCAAGCACUCCGACAGAAUCUACAUCGCUAAAACAGAAGACAAAUGCAGAAGAAGAUUUCUCAUUUGCUCCUGAGGUGAGGGAAACAACAAUGGAAAGAACUCACAAAGCAGGAGAAACAAGAACCGAAAGAACUGACCAGGUAGAAGAAGGUGGUUCUAUUGUUCCGACUGAGGUGAGAGAAACAAGCUCCAGAGGAGCUGACCAGGCGGAAGAAGAUGGUUCUGCUGCUGCACCAAUGGCUUCUGAAGCCACAAGCUCCUCUCAAAAGAUAAAAGAGAGCAUGAAUUUGAUGUCCCCAGAAGAGGAAAAAGUCAUUCAUAAAGGAGCUUGCAACUAUGCCAAAGGAAAAUGGGUUCCAGACAGCAGGCGGCCGUUGUAUUCUGGUUAUGGUUGUAAGCAAUGGCUAUCGGAUAUGUGGGCUUGUAGGUUGACUCAACGGACGGAUUUUUCCUAUGAAAACUUCCGAUGGCAGCCAGAAAACUGUGAGAUGCCAGACUUUGAUGGGCUGACAUUUCUGGAAAGGAUGCGGGACAAGACCAUUGCCCUUGUGGGGGACUCUUUGGGGAGGCAGCAGUUCCAGUCCCUGAUGUGUAUGGUCACUGGCGGGAAUGAGAACCUGGAAGUGGAAAACAUUGGAAAGACAUACGGUCUUGCCAAGGCCCGUGGUGCGAUACGGCCUGAUGGGUGGGCCUAUCGGUUCCCGCGCACCAAUACUACGAUCCUUUAUUACUGGUCUGCAAGCCUCUGCGAAUUGGAGCCUCUAAACCUCUCCAACCCUUCCACCAAUUACGCCAUGCAUCUUGAUCGCCCAGCAACAUUCCUGCAGCGCUACAUCGGCCGGUUUGACGCCCUUGUCCUCAACACAGGCCACCAUUGGAACAGGGGCAAGCUCAAUGCAAACCGGUGGGUUAUGUACGUGGGUGGUGUGCCCAACACCAACAGGAAGAUCGCGGAGAUAGGGAAUGCCAAGAACCUGACCAUCUAUAGCGUCGUGAGGUGGGUGGACUCUCAGCUUCCACAGCAUCCGCGGCUCAAGGCCUUUUUCAGGACGAUAUCACCCAGGCAUUUUGUCAACGGGGAUUGGAACUCAGGCGGGAGCUGCGACAGCACCACACCGUUGGCCGGAGGGAGCGAGGUCUUGAAAGACGAGUCUGCCGACCCAGUCGUGGCAGGCGCUGUGAAAGGCACGGCGGUUAAGCUCUUGGACAUAACCGCCCUUUCGCAGCUGAGGGAUGAGUGCCACAUAUCAAAGUACAGCAUCAAGUCAGCGGAAGGGGUGCACGAUUGCCUGCAUUGGUGCCUGCCAGGCGUUCCGGAUACAUGGAAUGAAAUCCUCGCUGCACAACUAUAGACAAUGACUAUCUGGUGGGACCCACAUCAUUCAUUUGACAGGAAAAGAAACGGUAAGCAUCCAGCAUAUGUCCGAGGUAAUCACUUCACUAUGAACCAAGACCCGUUGUGGAGCUGGAUUCGUUGCCAUGGGGCCUUUUUGGCUUGGAUUUUCAAUCAUUGUUUCGUGUUCUAGCUGAUAAAAA
Molecule: messenger RNA, 2249 nt
Organism: Magnolia sinica
Lineage: Eukaryota; Viridiplantae; Streptophyta; Magnoliopsida; Magnoliales; Magnoliaceae
Product: protein trichome birefringence-like 16
Exons: 7
Coding region: 548-2065 (505 amino acids)
Biological process (GO): xyloglucan metabolic process; plant-type secondary cell wall biogenesis; xylan biosynthetic process
Cellular component (GO): Golgi apparatus
Molecular function (GO): acetyltransferase activity
Source: RefSeq, a predicted model, not a curated record